Messenger RNA from Anopheles stephensi (Asian malaria mosquito), 1992 nucleotides. RefSeq lists its product as uncharacterized. The transcript has a single exon. Gene Ontology annotation, biological process: DNA integration. Gene Ontology annotation, molecular function: nucleic acid binding. The record is from RefSeq and is a predicted model, not a curated record. The coding region runs from base 1 to 1992 and encodes 663 amino acids. NCBI's taxonomy places the organism in Eukaryota, Metazoa, Arthropoda, Insecta, Diptera, Culicidae.
AUGGAAACAGUAUUGCAAGGCUUAACCAACGUUGUCAGCUUCUACGACGAUAUCAUUGUUUUUGCGGCGAAUUUCGAAGAGCUUCUAGUAGCCCUCACUUCUACGUUGAGUCGACUUCAACAAAGUGGACUCAAACUGAACCGCUCAAAAUGCGUCUUCGCUGUGUCAUCACUAGAAUGUCUGGGACAUCGCAUUGAUCAUGAAGGCUUACACAAAUCAACGAAGCACAUCGAAGCCAUACGAGAUGCCCCACGACCAUCGUCACCGGAAGAGCUACAACUGUUCUUAGGGAAGGCUACAUACUACUCCGCCUUCAUCCCGAACCUUUCCUCACGAACCAAAGUGCUGCGCGAUAUGUUACAGGCAAGCAAUUUCGUGUGGUCACCGGAAGCGGAUAGAGCCUACCAGGACGUGAAGCUAACAUUGAUUUCACCUCAGGUCCUUAUGCAAUAUGAUCCAUCUUUGCCUCUCCUUUUAGCCACUGAUGCCAGCAAAACAGGUCUAGGCGCUGUUCUAUCACAUCGGUUAAGUAAUGGAACUGAGCGACCAAUUGCCUAUGCCAGCUGCAGCAUGACUACUACAGAACAACGGUACCCGAUCAUAGACAAGGAAGCUCUGGCAAUUGUUUGGGCGAUUAAAAAUUUCUUCCAUUACCUGUACGCCCGUAAGUUCACACUUAUAACGGACCAUAAGCCUCUGACGCAGAUUUUCCACCCGGAAAAAUCGCUGCCGACCUUAUGCAUCAGGAGAAUGGCAAACUACGCCGAUUAUUUGUCGCACUUCAACUUUACAAUCGAGUAUCGACCGACAAAGCUAAACACCAAUGCCGAAUAUUGUUCCCGUAUUCCGAGCACAUCCAAGCUAUCUGAUGUGAACAGCCUCUUUCUUCACAAGGGAGGAGACAGCCGCGAUGAAUUUGAAGAAUUCAUGUUGCAUCAGAUCCAGCAGCUGCCAUUACGAGCGGAACACAUCGCACAGGAGACACGGAAAGAUCCUCAGCUAGGAAAAAUAAUUCAGGACCUCGAAUUGGGGCGAAACCUCGAACACGCUGGAUAUAAGGCACCGGAAAGCAAAUACACCAUGGUAGCUAACUGCCUUCUCUUGGAGCAUCGUGUAGUUAUCCCAACCAUCCUUCGUCCAGCUAUCCUGAACGACCUUCACACUGCACACAUCGGUAUGGUCAGGAUGAAAGCGUUGGCACGUUCAUAUGUCUACUGGCCGGGCAUCGACACAGACAUCGAACGAACAGCCAAAUCAUGCUGCGAAUGCGCACGACAAGCUACAUCACCGCCCAAGUUCAGCAACCAUCACUGGCAGUAUCCAAAUAACCCGUGGGACAGAAUACACGUCGAUUACGCUGGACCCAUAUUUGGAACGAUGUUGCUAAUCGUCGUGGACGCCUUCAGCAAGUGGGUUGAAGUCAAGCCAACCCAAUCAACAACUACUGCUGCAACCAUCCAACUGUUGGAUGACUUGUUUGCCGCGUAUGGAGCACCGGUAACAAUUGUGUCGGACAACGGGACACAAUUUACAUCUUCUGAAUUCAAGGCGUUCCUACAACAAAGUGGUGUCAAAUUCCACAAGUUGUCUGCUCCAUACCAUCCGGCGACCAACGGACAGGCCGAACGCUACGUCCAAACAGUCAAGCGUGCUUUGCGAGCGAUGGAGACAACUAGCAGCAACCUGCAGACGAACAUCAAUCAGUUUCUGCAGCAGUAUCGCAAAGUUCCCCACAGCGAAACGGGAGAGUCGCCAGCAAAGAUGUUCCUAGGUCGCAACAUCAGGACACGACUCGAUCUAGCUCGACCCCGAGAUGCACACGCUAGACUCAUAGAGAAGCAGCAGACACGAUUCGAACCAACGUAUCGUUCAUUCCUCCCAGGACAACAAAUCUAUUGCUUGUCUGGCAACCCGAGGAUGGACAAAUGGAUUCCUGCAACGAUACACUCUCGCCUUGGUGAUCUACACUACGACGUCCUCUACCAGGGAUGA